ACACAUACAGACACACACAGAGACAGAAACACGGGCGAGCUGCGGACCUGCCCUCUGCCUCGCCCGGGACGGUCUUCGAAGAAUCAGCAUCGCUGGCGAUUUCUGAUUUCGCUUCGGAGUUUCGCUGGCUGGACAGAUGCAGACAAAUGCAUUUAGGAACCCAAAGGCCGGGGGUUAGAUCCGUCUCUCCGCCCGCGAGAAGGAAAACCCCACUCUUCCUGGUCGCAAUAUGUAUGGCUGUUGGAAUUAUACCAGUCCACUCGCAAGGUAUAGACAUUCUUCAGAAUCUUGGCCUCAGACAUAUCAAAGCCUUGCCAACAGCACCUCAACAACCAUGGGCGCCUGUGUCGUUACCACCAGGGGUCACAGUCACUGGGAUGGGCAUCAUCCUGUCAGGAGCUGCGCACAUUGAGGCUCCUACGUCUAGCGUCAUGCCCCAGGACAUUGGAGAUGAAUUCACCAUCAUUGUGGGUCUUCGCUCCCACAGAGUCAAUAAUGCCUUUCUCUUUAGCAUUAAAAAUAAAAAUAGACUCCAAUUUGGAGUGCAAAUUUUACCCAGGAAAUUAGUUGUGUAUAUUGCUGAGAAGCCAUCUGUAUAUUUUGAAUAUGGUGCCCAUGAUGGACAGUGGCACACGUUCGCUAUUGAAAUCAAUGGGAAAUACGCAUCCUUUUAUUCUGACUGUGGUGCUGGAUCAGUCCGCAAGGAAUUACCCAUCAGGCUCCCGGAAUUUUCUCCCAACAGCCAGCUGAUGUUGGGAAGGAUGAGCCCGAGGUCGGUGCCUUUUGAAGGCGUCAUAUGCCAGCUUGAUGUUUAUCCGAGCGCGCAAGCCUCCGUGAACUACUGCAACUACGUAAAGAGGCAGUGUCGGCAGGCGGAUACCUACCGAUCUCCGGCUCCCACAAUCGCUGCUACACUGGUUGGAGGGGCCACUGCCAGCUCCCAGUUCACAACCUCUGUGCCAAGGGAAAAAACACCCACAACUCCAUGCCUGACGUUGGCCGUGGCGAGUACCCAAGAGGUUCAGUACAGGAAUACGUCUCUACAAAGUGCAGAAGCCAGUCUGUUGCCACCGUUGGCCUUCUCUAGUCUACCUCCCACUGCCGCGUCACCAGCCCUGCAUUUCAAUGGAACCUCAAGACCGCAUCCACCUCUGGGCACCUACAUUGACUCUGCCGCUGUUCUGGCCACCACCAACUCGAACUUUGAGUCCGUCAGCAGUAAAUCCAAAUUGGCACCCGGCAGGAAGGGAACUGGUGCUGGAGACCAAGUCACAGGGGACGAGACCCUGCCUGAUGUUGAAGAGUUGUUCCUCUCAAUCCCAGAGGCUGGUGAGAUGGCAGAGAGGCAUGCAGAGGAGGCAACACACACUACAGGGGAAAUCCAGAUGAUCAACUCAACCUUGUAUAGGGCGACCAAGGAGCCAUCCUCACAAGACCAGGGCAAUUUCUGGAAUGACAAUGUUCUCUCUACAUUGUCUAUGGCGGCUGUUGGCAGUCUGGAAGACAUCGAGAUUGAAAACUACGACUAUGAUUAUGAAGAGUUCCUGGACUAUCUGAAUUCUGAAGGCUUGCCAGGCCCUAAGGGGGACCCAGGACCUCCUGGUCCUCCAGGAAUGCCUGGUGCGCCGGGACCCCCAGGGAGGCGAGGACCACGGGGGUUACCUGGACCACAUGGGAAUCCAGGAUUACCUGGCCUACCGGGCCCCAAGGGUCCAAAAGGAGAACCGGGCUUGUUCCCCAUUAAAGCACCAAGUGGAGAACAGGGUGACCCAGGACCUGCUGGGCCAAUUGGGCCAUCCGGCCCUACAGGGAAAAAGGGUUCCAAAGGAUUCCAAGGUCUACCAGGUCCACUGGGGAAGCAGGGUCUGGCUGGCUUGGACGGGAAUCCCGGAGCUCGGGGCUAUCCUGGAAGGCAGGGUUUGGCAGGACCGCAGGGGAAGCCUGGUCCGAAAGGUAUUCGGGGCUUUAUUGGGCCGCCGGGUGUCAUUGGACCUCCUGGGCCGGAAGGUAAAAAGGGCAUUGCUGGGCCCAGAGGAACGAAAGGACCCAAGGGGGGAGUGGGAUAUCCAGGUCCAUCCGGCCCAAGGGGAUCUCCCGGAUCCGAUGGCAAUACAGGCACAGUUGGAGGAGUUGGUCAGCCAGGAUUUCCUGGUCUUCGGGGUGAUGUGGGUCCUCAAGGGUCAGCUGGUCUCCCCGGAAUCCCAGGACCUCAGGGUCUGGUGGGAAACGUUGGCCAACCUGGACUGAAAGGUGAUAAGGGUGAUCACGGUUUGAGGGGAGCUCCCGGAGAAAGAGGAUACCCUGGCGAUCAGGGCACUAUUGGCCUGCCUGGACUACCUGGACUGAGGGGGACACUGGGCCCCCAGGGUAAACCGGGUGAUGCUGGACCACUUGGUUUGCAAGGACUUCCAGGACCAGAGGGUUUUCCUGGGGAUAUUGGGCUGCCGGGCUCUAAUGGAGUUGAAGGUCCAAAGGGUGAACCUGGUGAUAGAGGACUGCCAGGCCCUCGUGGACCCAAGGGCCAAGAGGGAGAUGAAGGACCACAGGGGCCACCAGGAAGCCAAGGGUCACUUGGGAGACCAGGCCGGAAAGGAUAUCCUGGAGAGAUCGGAUUGGAAGGCAUGAAGGGGGAGCAAGGAGAUCUGGGAAACAGUGGGAAGAUUGGAGAGCUGGGUCCUGCUGGUUUGCCUGGACCGCGGGGACCCCGUGGGAUUCUCGGCGAAAAGGGUGAUCGUGGUGAUCCAGGUCCUCUGGGCCCGGCCGGGGAGAAGGGUGCUAUGGGUUACAUGGGACCUCCCGGGACACCCGGACCUGUGGGUCCAGAAGGAAAACCAGGACUCCCUGGACGACGAGGACCACCAGGGUUACAAGGUGUGAGAGGGAGAAGGGGACCAAGAGGUCUGGAUGGACUGCCAGGGGAACAAGGACCUCCAGGUAAAAAGGGGGAGAGAGGUGACCCAGGACCACAAGGUGACACAGGACUCAUUGGAAAAGCCGGGAAUCCUGGAGAACAGGGAAUGCCGGGAGCUCCGGGGCUGCCUGGACCUUCGGGAAGCUCUGGGGAUAUGGGACCUCUUGGACAACCAGGGCCUCGAGGACAGAAUGGUGAAGUUGGGCCUGUUGGAGAAAUUGGUCCCGAGGGACUCCCGGGACCGGAAGGAGAAGCUGGUCACCAAGGAGAACGUGGAGCCAAGGGUGAAAUCGGACCGAUUGGCCAAGAGGGAGAAACUGGCCAGGCGGGAAUGAGGGGUGAGCCAGGUCCCCCUGGAGAAGAUGGACGUCAAGGAAAAGACGGACAGAAGGGUGAACCUGGCGAUGAAGGUCCCAGAGGUGAGGUGGGAGAACGCGGUGACUCUGGAGUUCGAGGAGCAGCAGGUGAAGCCGGAGGGCUUGGGAUUAACGGGUUACCGGGACCUGAUGGGGCACGAGGCAAACGAGGACAGUACGGACGCACAGGACGAAAGGGAAAGAGAGGGCAGCAAGGUCCUAUGGGAGAACAGGGAGACCCUGGGGAACGAGGGGUACAAGGAGAAACAGGGCCAAAGGGCGUGAGAGGAUCACGGGGAGUGAUGGGAUCUCCUGGUCUGAUGGGCCCAGUGGGAGAACCGGGGAUUCCGGGAUACCAGGGCCACCGAGGACCAACGGGACCUUCCGGGCCACCAGGACCCAAGGGUGAGAAGGGCUUUCCAGGUGAAGACAGCAGCACUCUUGGACUGCCUGGGCCUCUAGGUGAACCAGGUCCUGUAGGUCCCCGUGGAGAUCGCGGUGAACCAGGAGAUGAAGGCUAUAAGGGUUACCCUGGGGUUCCUGGACCAAGAGGAAACGUGGGACAGCAAGGAAGACCGGGAAAUCCAGGGAGACCAGGCAUGCCAGGGCUCAAAGGGGAGAAGGGUCUGGAGGGAUUAAAAGGAGCAAAAGGCAAUCAUGGCGAGGCGGGAGCACCCGGUUUACCGGGCAUCACUGGACCACCUGGUACUAAAGGGGCGGCCGGAUACCCUGGGCCAAGAGGAAAUCCAGGGAAUGCUGGAAAACCAGGACUGGCUGGAAGCCGUGGACCACCUGGAGACCUUGGUGAUGUUGGGCUAACCGGGAUCGCUGGGAAACCUGGACCUCGAGGAGCUCCUGGUGAACCUGGCCCAGUGGGUGACAGAGGUCAACGAGGUCCUAAGGGGGAGCCAGGUAUGCCAGGACAGCAAGGUUUCCAAAAUACUCACCGGGGUCGACCAGGAGUUCAGGGAGACCAAGGAUCCAUGGGGGAGCCUGGUGCUAAAGGUCAGCAGGGUGAUAUUGGCGACCAAGGUUUGAGAGGCUUCCCGGGUUUCAUUGGCCCAAAGGGUCCAGUUGGAGAGGUCGGUGUUAAAGGAAUUUGUGGUCCCAAGGGCCCGACGGGAAUGUUUGGAAAUCCUGGACUGAUAGGACCAACUGGAAUCACUGGUCCGGCUGGGAAACCCGGUCCCAAAGGCGUAAAGGGAAGCAGAGGCGGACUGGGACCUGAAGGACCUCGAGGGCAUCCUGGGCCUCCCGGCCCCCCUGGUGCGCCAGGACCUCUGAGGCAUGUGGAUAUUAACGCAGCAAUUCAAGCCCUGAUUGCAAACAACGAAGCCCUCCAGUUUGAGAACUAUCUGAAUACUGAAACUGACUUCCUAGAGCAUGGCAUAGAGAUAUCCAAAACACUUCACGAUCUCAACAGUCUGAUGCACAGUCUCAAGAACCCCUUGGGAAGCAGGGAACACCCAGCUCGAAUGUGCCGAGAUUUGCUCCAUUGCGACCAUAAGUUACUCAAUGACAAGUAUUGGAUCGAUCCCAACCUGGGCUGCCCGUCAGAUUCCAUCGAAGUGUUCUGCAAUUUCAGCGCAGGCGGACAAACCUGUUUACAGCCAGUCAGUAAAUCGGAGUUGGAUUUUGGGGUUGGGAUGGUGCAAAUGAAUUUUCUGCACUUGCUGAGCUCAGAAGCUGUACAGACCAUCACGAUCCAUUGCCUCAACCACCCGGUCUGGAAGAACAUCUCCAGCAAGGAUCCCUACGCCAGUUCCAUGCAGUUCAGGGGAUGGAACGGACAGAUGUUUAAAGCAGGGGCACCGUUUCAGCCCAAGGUUACAAGGGACGGAUGUAAGAUUCAGGAUGGAAAAUGGCAGCGGACACAGUUUGUAUUCCACAGUCAAGCUGUGAGCCAGCUCCCCAUCGUUGAAAUUCAGCAUCUCCCUGUCCUGAAGAUGAAAAAGCAGUACCGUGUAGAAAUUGGCCCUGUCUGCUUUCUGUAAGAGGCCAAUAGCUGAGGGCCCUCACAAAGAACUCUGCAAGAAAAUUAGCAAAAAGUUUUGAAGGAAUUACCUCUGAUGACUGUGAAAAAUGCCAGAACACUUUCCUUCUUUAAGAAAAGUCACGGUCCUUUUACUAAAAUCUCAGGAAUACUGCAUCGAUGGCCCAGGAAGCCCGUCGUUGCUAGCAACUUUAAAUGCAAGCCAGGAAACAGUGUGUUUGUGCUCCUUGCCAAUUCUUCCCCCAGACUAAAGGCAGUGGGGACUCCUAGGAAUACCUGGAUCGUGAUGUUGCAUCUGUAUGCUCACUGCAAACAAACAGAAGGGCGUUGGUCCAUAAAUGCUCACAACAAUGGUUUCACAAUGACAACUGUGACCACCACUGGUGGGUGGGGGGGUGGGAGCCAUCCUAGAACCUCUUCUCUUCACAUAACACUUCUGCAAGAGCCCACCACCUCCAGAGCGCUGCCACUUCUGUGAGUCACAGACUGAAAUGGCACAGGUCGCUGAGUUUCUGUUUGCCUUACGUUGAGUGCGUCUCACCCCCUGCCCCUUUCCCAUUGACUUUUGGCAGGAACCAGGGUGCAGGAACACCAUGUAGAUUCAUUACUUCUUGAACAGUCCAACCCAAGCAGUUUCCGUCUGGUAUUCCGAUGGGUGACUGUCCUGGAAUGUCUCCUGCCCACCACCUGGGGGAAUGCUGUAGCAUCCAUUUCCUAAUCAACCAAUGGGCAAGUGUCCCUCACUAGGAUCUUUCUCUCAGUUGGUGAUCAGUGUACAUCCCAGGGCACAGCCCAUCGAUCUGGGUGUCCUGCAUUACAUGACUGUUUGGUGUGAAGAUGGAAAAGCCAGAGGGUAAAAUUCAUCGCUGCAGGCAGCAGUGGAGACCAAGUCAUUGGUUACAUCUAGAAUAGAGAUUGCUUGGUUCUUGGAACAUUGAAUGGUGCAGAUCAGUGGGAAAUGUGGCAGCAAGCAUUUCCUAACCACAUGAAAGGGAACCACUUGGCUCAUCAAGUCUGUCCAAUCCCAUCCCUCCCACUAAUACUUUCUGUAAAAUAUUCUCAUCAAUUCCAUUAUCCAUCUCUGAUCUUCAAUGGUCCAUUAACCUAUCAUAUGCACAGGAAGAGCCCAGAACAUUCAAAGUUCAAAGUAUAUGUGUUAUCAAAAUAUGUACAUGUACAGAACAGUACAGCGCAGGAACAGGCCCUUCAGCCCACAAUGCUGUGCUGAAGCAAUUAAAUUAGUAAUUAAAUGGCCAGCUAAACUAUUCUCUUCUGCCUACACAAUGUUCAUAUCCCUCCAUUUUCUUCACACUCAGUAAGGAGGUUAAGGGUGAAAGGGAAUUGGCAGGGAAAUGGAGCUGCGUCUGUGUGGCAGAGCAGACUCGAUGGGCUGAAUGGCUUAAUUCUGUUCCUAUAUAUUUGAUGGGAUCCAUUGGUGUCAAAAGGCAAGAGAACAACAUAUGAACUGCAUUUCAGAUCUCAAAGUCUCCUGUGGAGGACGUACUGGUCUUCACCCCUUAUUGGAUUCUCCAUUCCACCAAGCUCAGAAUCAGAAUCAGGUUUAUUGUCACUGACACAAAAUUUGCUGCUUUGCGGCAGUGGCACAGAGUAAUAAAUAAAAAUCAAUAUGAAUUACAAUACUAAUGUAAGAAUAAACAGUGCAAAAGAGCAAAAUAGUGAGGUAGUGUUCAUCAGUUCAUGAGAGGAAGAAGCAGUUUCUGAAACGUUGAGUGUGGAUCUUCAGGCUCCUGUACCUCCUCCUUGAAACUAACAAUGAGAAGAGGGCAUGCCCUGGGUGAUGGGGGUCCUUAAAAAUGCAUGCCAACUUCUUGAGACAUUGUUGUUUGAGGCCAGCCUUGAUUGUGGGGAGGGUUGUGCCUGUGAUGGAAUUGGCUGAGAUUUCAAUCCUCUGCUUACAAACUCCAUACCAGACGUUGAUACAACCAGUCAUCCGUAGAAAUUUGCUAGAGUCUUGGGUGGCAUCCAAAUGUCCUCAAACUGUUAAUAGCCAAUUAGAUGCCUUCUCCUUGAUUUCAUCAAUAUGGUGGGCCACAGAUAGAUCGUCAGAGAGGUUGACCCCAAGGACUUGAAGCUGCUCACCCUUUCCACCACUGAUCCUCAUUCUACUCAGCUCCUGCUCCUCCUUGCCCCAGCCAGCGAGAACAUCAUUAGACAGGUGGACAGCAGGCACCAGGAACUCCUGGGUUGAAGACAACUGGGGGCGCACUAGGGCCACUCUCUUCCAACUGUUACACUGAGCCUCCACUAGCAGGGGCCCCACUCGUUGGGCAAGUGAACUGCGGCUGAAAUUCGGCAUCAAGACCUAGGUGGUGAUCGCACAGUGAAAAUCCCAAAGUGUUCCCCUUUCCCCCCACUCAAACCUCCCCAGCCACAUAGGUGAUUGUGUGGAGCAGAAGGAAUUAGACAGGUUCAUUCCUGUCUCACUGCUUCUGGAAGCCCGACGUGCAUGGAUCCCAAGCCUGGCUACAAAAGGAGGAGGGUUGGGCGUGGUGUUGGAAACCCCUUAACAUAAAAGCCCAGAGCUACAGAAUUCCAAAGGCCUCAUCCCCGGGAGAGGAAGGAUCUUCACUUCAAAGGUGGUCUGUACCUGGGAAUGAAUUGAAAGACUGACCUAGGACAGAGGACUCUGGCAAGCUGCUCUCGGUGGCCAAUGCCCCAGUGGGGGUGAUAGGCUUAAGAAGAAGAAACGUGCUUUUGUUAAUAAGGUGCUAAUCAUUUCACGACGACUUUGAUAUUGUUUUUAUUUUGAAAUAUAUGUACUGGCUACAUUCAGUAAUGUCUGUGUUAAAUAUAGUUAUUUGGUUAUUAAGGCUCAUGGAGUCAGGGGCUUACAGCACAGGAAGAGGCCUUUCGGGCCACAAUGUCCAUAAUGACCCUUUUUAUAUCAUCUACACUAAUCCCGUUUGUCUGCAUUACAUCCAUUUUCCUUCCAUUGCAAACAUUAUUUAUAUAAAUGUGUAAUUAUGGUGGGCAGAUUGGUACAAUACACAUAGUGACUGUAGAGAGACUGCGAUGCUUGGCUAAUGGAAGGAAUCAAAUCAAACCGAUUGCUUGCUAUUGGUUGCAGCUUAUUAUUAUGUAUUAAAUAUUGAUGAUCAACACCCA
Messenger RNA from Hypanus sabinus (Atlantic stingray), 8386 nucleotides. It is a transcript of the gene col24a1, whose product is annotated as collagen alpha-1(XXIV) chain. Gene Ontology annotation, molecular function: extracellular matrix structural constituent. The record is from RefSeq and is a predicted model, not a curated record. The transcript has 60 exons. Lineage: Eukaryota; Metazoa; Chordata; Chondrichthyes; Myliobatiformes; Dasyatidae. Bases 147 to 5261 code for a protein of 1704 amino acids.